This is a messenger RNA of Humulus lupulus (European hop), 881 nucleotides long. Its product is annotated as NAD(P)H-quinone oxidoreductase subunit T, chloroplastic. The record is from RefSeq and is a predicted model, not a curated record. Bases 50 to 805 code for a protein of 251 amino acids. NCBI's taxonomy places the organism in Eukaryota, Viridiplantae, Streptophyta, Magnoliopsida, Rosales, Cannabaceae. The transcript has 2 exons.
AGAGAGCUUUGUUUGUAGAACCAGAUCAUCUUUUGUAUAACCUUUGUCCAUGGCUUCCACAACAGCCGGUGCUUUUCAAGCUUUACACUCUUUAGCGCUUGGGAGCUCUAGAAGAAUAAGCAGAGCAAUAACGUCAAAAAGAAGAGCCGGUGGCCGUGUUAGGUUUCGGGUGUGCGCAGUGUCGCAAGGCCCCAGCAAGAGGGAGAGAGCGCCGCCGGGAGUAGACACUAGAAUCCAUUGGGAAAACGAAGAUGAAGGUUGGGUUGGCGGAAGCGGCGGUGCCGCCAGUACUUCUUCGGAGUCAACCAGUGCCGUAGACCAGCAGAGGAAUUUCUUAGGAGAGUUCUCUGAUUUGCUCAACGACUCUACUGAUUCCCAUUACCAGUUCUUAGGAGUAUCAGCAGAAGCGGAUUUAGAAGAGAUCAAAGGAGCUUACAGGAGGUUAUCAAAAGAAUACCAUCCAGACACAACCUCUCUUCCUCUUAAAGCCGCGUCAGAAAAGUUUUUGAGGCUGAGAGAAGUGUACCAUGUGCUGAGCAACGAUGAGAGCCGCCGGUUCUAUGAUUGGACGCUUGCGCAGGAGGCCGCGAGCCGGCAAGCCGAGAAGAUAAGGAUGAAGUUGGAAGAUCCUUAUGAACAAGAUUUGAGCAACUAUGAACCUGUCCCAGACAUAGUUGAUCGUCUGGGUGGAAAGAACAUGGCUCUCAGUGAUCAGGCAAUGACUGCUCUUACCAUUGAUGUUUUCAUUCUUUUUUUUGCCAUUGGUUGUAUUAUUUAUGUCAUCUUCUUCAAAGAACCGUAUUAAUUAGUUACUAGCUAAAGCUUGACUCUUAUUACCUUAAUUAAUGAAUAAUAAUAAAUGUGUAACUAAUUGAUACAGA